This is a messenger RNA of Hypoxylon trugodes, 1950 nucleotides long. RefSeq names its product FMN-dependent alpha-hydroxy acid dehydrogenase. Gene Ontology annotation, molecular function: oxidoreductase activity; FMN binding. Lineage: Eukaryota; Fungi; Ascomycota; Sordariomycetes; Xylariales; Hypoxylaceae. The record is from RefSeq and is a predicted model, not a curated record. Bases 552 to 1703 code for a protein of 383 amino acids. The transcript has 6 exons.
AAACAAGACCCUGGGGUUUUCAACGCUGCUGACGAGACAUGUCUUAUAAAUGUUCACGCCAUACAGAAACCAAUACAUCAUCAUAGUCCAGGUCUUAAAUAAUCCCUGGAAUGAACGUCAUCAUGCUUGACAUUUACGACAGUUUGUCAGAUCUAAACAGGAAAGAGACAAAAGUGAAGACCUAGACUUUUUACCCUGAUGACCCUAAUGCAGCCAAGCAAAGCGGCAUAGUGGCAUGUACGGACUUAAUGUUGAAGGGACCAUGCUCACAUUACACAAUCAUUGUUACCAAGUAGUCGAAUAAUGGGUUGCUCUUGGCGAUGAUUACAAAGUCUAUUAACCAUGCAGCCAUGCUGACAGGGCUAGCUACCGAGACGCCGCCUUCCAUGUUAGACAUGACCGAGACAAGACAGGGUUUCUGCUAACGAAGGUCAUUAUAAGAAGUCGUGAAGAUUUUGUCCUGCCGAAGCUCUUCUAGAACUUUGCCCUUCGAGCUCUUUAGCAUUCUCACCUAAGUCUUAUCUCUAAUUAUCUAUCCCGCGGACUCCACGAUGCGCGCAGCAUUCUUUCCGCUCUACAUACUCGGGGGAGCUUUAGCGACACGGCCAUUUCUGAAUGAGCCCGAUACCGGCUUCGAUGAUGUUUUCGCUGAUUUACCCGCCGGAGAGCUACCGCCCUUAGAAAAAUUAGUGGGAUUGCCGGAUUUCGAUGCUGCUGCGCGGAGACACCUUGCUAUCCAGAACUAUACUUAUUAUCGCAAUGGUGCUGCUGGGGAAUGGUCGUACCGAAAUAACCUUGAGGUCUUCAACAGAUAUAGGAUCAAACCUCGGACUAUGGUGGAUAUCACGAAUAUCGAGUCGACACUCCCGACCACGAUUCUAGGCCACAACUUUUCUGCCCCGUUCUUCAUUAGUCCGUGUGCUCGGGGUGGUUACGGCAACAUCGAUGGAGAGAAAGGUCUCGUUGAAGGCGCUGCCGCUGGGGAUGUCCUAUACAUGAAUGCGCUGUUGGCUAGUCUAACAAUUGAAGAGAUAGCCGCGUUCAAGAAGGACGAUCAGGUUACCUUCCAGCAGGUAUAUCUCGAUUCAAACGAUACCGCUACGAAGGAAUUGUUCCGCCGCGCCGAGCAAACAAACAGCAAAGCCAUCGUAUUCACCGUCGAUUCCGCGGCUGAUGGAAACCGCCAUCGCGCCGCUCGCUGGGGCGUCGGUUCUGCUGACUCCGCAUAUACACUAAUUACUUGGGACUUAUACGACCACCUUACCACUUUGACGGACCUCCCGAUCAUACUCAAGGGCAUUCAGACAGUAGAAGAUGCCCAGGAAGCUAUCAAACACGGUGUGCCCGCUAUAUACUUGUCAAAUCACGGCGGCCGCCAAAUCGAUGGGGCGCGCUCUCCUCUCGAAGUGGCGAUCGACAUCCAUCAACAAGCGCCCGAGAUAUUUUCGCAACUGGAAGUAUUUGCCGAUGGUGGUGUUCGCUACGGCUUCGAUGUUGUGAAGUUGCUCGCCCUGGGAGUUCGCGCUGUGGGGUUGGGUCGCCCCUUUAUGUAUGCUAAUGUGUACGGUACCGACGGGGUUAAGCGUGCGAUCGAACUUUUGAAACAUGAGAUCGCGAUUGAUGCUGCGAACGCGGGAAUUGCGGAUUUGAAGAAAAUAGACCCGAAUAUCGUCGACUGGACGCCAAAUUGGGCUCUUGCUUAGAAAUGGGGAUAACUACUUGGGACGAAUUACUCAUACACUUUUGUACAUACUUUUCCUUCAGCGUUAAUCUGAUCCUCAGCCAUCAUCUGUCCUGCGGAUGACCUUGUCCAAACUGGAUGUGUGGUAGCCGGUGAUUGAGACAUUUAAAGGUCCUUCCUCAACGUGCUGCCGCUUUGCAUUUUUGACAUCCGCCGCUUCUCCUCUUUGUUUGGUGGCUUCCACCACUCGUCCGCCUUUUGCUUUGGGA